Fusarium redolens is the source of this 3015-nucleotide messenger RNA. Its product is annotated as glycosyl hydrolases family 2, TIM barrel domain-containing protein. The transcript has 2 exons. Gene Ontology annotation, molecular function: beta-galactosidase activity; carbohydrate binding. NCBI's taxonomy places the organism in Eukaryota, Fungi, Ascomycota, Sordariomycetes, Hypocreales, Nectriaceae. The record is from RefSeq and is a predicted model, not a curated record. Gene Ontology annotation, biological process: lactose catabolic process. The coding region runs from base 1 to 3015 and encodes 1004 amino acids. Gene Ontology annotation, cellular component: beta-galactosidase complex.
AUGGAUUUGUCGGCUAUUGGAUUCCCAGGGGCGUUGCCCGACUGGAGCAACUUGAACAUCCUCCACCGCAACACUCUCCCAGCUCGAGCCCACUUCUAUUCCUACCCCGACCAAGAAUCAGCUUUGUCCUUCAACCGAGAACAAAGCUACUUCCAUAGUCUAAACGGAACAUGGAAAUUCCACUAUGACAUCAGUCCCUUCGAUGCCCCCAUCUGGGAAAUGGCCAACACCAGCUCGUGGGACGACAUCGAAGUUCCAGGCAUGUGGCAGCUCCAAGGCUAUGGACAUCCUCACUACACCAACAUUGACUACCCCUUCUCUGUCACUCCUCCCAACGUCUCAUACGUCAACCCAACUGGUUCUUACUGGCGACAGUUUGAAGUACCAGAAGAGUGGGAUGGUGAUCAGAUCAGACUGCGCUUUGAAGGCGUGGAUAGUGCAUUCCAUGUCUGGGUCAACGGCGAAGAUGUUGGCUAUGGUCAAGGAAGCCGUAAUCCAAGCGAGUUUGAUAUCACGAACUAUCUCACCCCUGGGCAGGCAAAUGAUCUUGCUGUGCGCGUUUAUCAGUGGUCUGAUGGUUCUUAUAUCGAGGAUCAGGAUCAGUGGUGGCUCUCUGGCAUCUUUCGCGACGUAUACCUCAUUCCCUUUUCUGAAUCAUCAAUCAUCGACUUUCAAGUUGACUCUGAACUUAGUGAUUCAUUUGAUGAAGGAUCGUUCAAAGUCAACGUGACCAUUCAAGGGAAAGAGGGGGAACUCGCUACCAGCUUGCUCUCGCCUAACGGUUCCGCUAUUGAUGAGUGGAAAGGAUCGUCUUCAGAUAUUUAUGAGAAAAGUCUUUCCGGUGACGGCUUUCACAUCUGGUCUGCCGAAACACCAAACUUGUACACUUUGCUUAUCACCUUCAACGGACGGACUAUCAGCCAGAAAGUUGGUCUGCGACGCGUUGAGGUCAAAGAAUCCAACUUUUAUGUCAACGGAAAGCCUAUCAUCAUAUACGGAGUCAACAGGCACGAGCAUCAUCAUCUCACUGGGCGUACAAUCAGCUAUGAGAAUAUGCGAAAGGAUCUCUUGCUCAUGAAGCGCUCCAACAUCAACGCAAUUCGCACCGCUCAUCAACCUCCCCAUCCUGAUUUCUUCGACGUGGCCGACGAGCUCGGCUUCUACGUCAUCGCCGAAUCAGACCUCGAAUGUCAUGGUUUUGGUGGCAUUGAAGAGACGGAGGAGGAAGCUGCAGAAUGGCUCUCCAACAAUCCUGAUUGGGAAGAGGCUUAUGUCGACAGGGCUCGUCAACUCGUGGAGCGUUUCAAAAACCAUGCCUCAGUCAUCAUUUGGUCUCUAGGUAAUGAGUGCUUUUACGGUCGCAAUCAUGCUGCUAUGAGCAAGUGGAUCAAAGAGAGGGAUCCAAGUCGGAUCAUUCACUACGAACAGGAUCGUAACGCUACAUCGACGGAUAUGUACAGUCAGAUGUACAGUACGCCUGAUGACGUGAGGGAGUUUAUCAAGACACACACUGACAAGCCAAUUUUACUGUGCGAAUAUGCACAUGCUAUGGGUAACGGACCAGGUGGUCUUGUUGAGUACAUCGACCUAUUUAGAUCCGAACCUUUAUCUCAAGGAGGACUUGUCUGGGAAUGGAGCAAUCAUGGGCUCCUCAAGAAGGAACAGAACGUCACUUACUACGCCUACGGAGGUGACUUUGGCGACGAGCCUAAUGAUGGUGACUUUAUCAUGGACGGUCUCGUGCUGUCCGACCAUUCGCCCAUGCCCUCUUUAAAGGAAUACGCCAAGAUCAUCCAGCCCGUCUCAGUGAAGUUGGCAAAGAACGGGUCUGCGAUGACUGUCGUCAAUCACUAUGACUACUCUGACUUGAGCCACCUUGAUGUGUCUUGGCAUAUUGUCGCGGAUGGUCUCAAGACUGACGCACGUCCACUUGACCUCCCAAGGGUACCCGCUGGCGAGAACAGAACUGUUGCACUGCCUUCGGGCUUGAACGUCACACAGAAUGAGGCAUGGUUCACAGUUGAGUUCAGGCUGAAGGAGGCUACUCUUUGGGCUGCCAAGGGACAUGUCAUUGCUUGGGACCAACUUCACAUCCAACGCCCCAACAUCAAGACGCGGGACAUGUCGCUAGUCCGUCGUCAAGGCAGCGGAGAGUUCGAGAAGAACGGAACCAAGCUCCUCUAUAAGAGCGGUGACUCUUCAUUUGGCUUUGACUUGCUGCAAGGUAACGUAACCUGGAACAUCAACGGCAUCGACAUUUUCCAACGCGGUCCUGAACUCUCCUUCUACCGCGCUCUCACACAGAACGAUGCCGCAUCUUCUGGUGACGGACCAAUCUGGGAACAAGAAAAGAUUCCGAUGAUCUACCCACAAGUAAGAGACGUUACUUGGCGCGUUGGUGAUGAUGGCGCCGUUGUGCACUAUAAAGUCUGGGUUGGCGUCAAGACACGUGCCUGGGGUGUUGAGGCAGACAUGAUCUACAAGAUCCCCACUGAUGGUCCUCGACUUCAACUCGAAGCUCGGGGCGAAUUCGUCGGCAAGAAUGAAUCGCAUGUCAUUCCCCGCAUCGGUCUCAUGGCUGUUCUACCCGAGUCUUUCGACGACGUGUCAUGGUUUGGCCGAGGACCCGGGGAGAGCUACAAGGACUCCAAGCAAGGUUCUCGUAUUGGGCAGUACAGCUCCACCGUGCCGGACCUCUUCACAUACUAUGACUACCCUCAAGAAAAUGGCAACCGCGAGGAUCUGCGCUGGUUGAAGAUCGGGAACAAGGAUGUUACGCUUGAUGCACGACGAACCAAGAGUGAGCCAUUCAGCUUCACGGCUCGGAGGUACAUGCCCUUUGACUUGGACGAUGCCCAGCACCCGCAUGAUUUGAAGCCAUUGAACAUGACAGUUCUGCAUCUUGAUUACGAUAACAAUGGAUUGGGAUCAGCUACGGUUAGGGUGAGACCAUUUGAGAAGUACAGGUGCUACACCAAACCAUUCAACUUUACCUUUGACUUCAACAUAGUUUAG